AUGGCAACGGUUUCUCGCUUUCACCAUCCGCUUCGAACCGCUUUUUGCUUCAACUCGUCUGACAACCCAAAAUUCGAACUGACAUGUGAAAUUCGACAGGCGCCGUUUCCAAAACGGCAGCUGGUCAGCGGGCUCUUUGCUCUUUUCUGCCUGAAGCAACAAAUGACUCACCUUUGGCCAAUAGUUAUCGAUGACAGUUGCGAGGACAGGGUACUUGGUUGCCCAGCGCACGUUGUCGACUGUGAGGCGAGAUCAGUGAGGCCAACUGAAAGCAAAAAAAAUGGCAGCGAUGCUUUCAAUCAAAACGUUCUGGCGUCGCCGCAAGGUCCCGAUCAGGGGAGUCCCGUACCGAACACAAGUGAUCAGUCACCAUGCAAACACAAAACAAGACACGUCAAGCAGCCCGCCGAUGCCGAUAUCGAUACCGAGACCGCUGCCAAAAAGAAGAAGAAGAAGAAGAAGAAGAAGAAGAAGAAGAAGAAGAAGAAGAAGAAGAAGAAGAAGAAGAAGAAGAAGCAGAAGAAGAAGAACGCAAAAGCCAAAGGCGAAAAAAUGCUUUUUCUCUUCUUUUCGAUCUUGUCCGACGAAAAGGCUGUUCACAUGGUUACACAAUAUCACACUUCGGACUCGAAGCAUCCCGAGGCGACACAACGCCUCGACUUGGCCCACGGGAUUCUCCCCCCUCCCAACAUCAAGCAAGCUUUAGUAAGCAUGUAG
Messenger RNA from Monosiga brevicollis MX1, 717 nucleotides. RefSeq lists its product as uncharacterized. The record is from RefSeq and is a predicted model, not a curated record. The transcript has 2 exons. The coding region runs from base 1 to 717 and encodes 238 amino acids. NCBI's taxonomy places the organism in Eukaryota, Choanoflagellata, Craspedida, Salpingoecidae.